UAAAAGUGUCAUGUCAUUAUAUUAAAAUUUGUUUGGUUAGCUUGCUCACUUCAUCUGGAUUUUUUUGACUCUCUAAAAAAAGCAAAUUUAUUUAAACAUAUUUUGAUUGUUCUUUUUCUCAUAGUUAAGAAUUUAUAAAGUAUCCCAAAAUGGAACUUUCUGCUGAGGGAGUAACUCCAGAAUACAUGGCGUUGGCUGCCAUCAAAUUCAAACUUUCUUUACCUCAAUUAAAAGAAAAUCCGCAACUUAAAGAACAGUUAUUACAAGGAAUAAAGGCUAAUAACAUGGCUCCAUAUUAUAAAGAAGUUUGUGCAGAUCUUGGGUGGCCAUUUGAUCAAAAGUUAUAUGAUGAAAUGGCAAAAGAAAAUCAAGAAAAACUUUCAAAGUUUCAAGAGGACGAUUCAGAAACUCCUGUUUGGCAGGACCGUUUGGAUUAUUUAUGCUCUAUUGGUGAUAAAGAAGUAGCAACUGCACUUGCCACUGCCAAAUAUGAGGAUUCAACCUUAACAACUAAUAGAAGGCUUGAUGCCAUAUUUGCUUUGUUUCGAAUUGCCUACUUCCAUGGAUGUAAUGUGAAGGAUAUGGGGAAAGCAGUGACAAAGGCGCAUGAGCUUGUUGACAAAGGUGGUGAUUGGCGUUCAAGAAAUAAACUUAAAGCCUAUGAAGCUAUUUAUUGUCUGGCUGUUCGGGACUACAGCCGCGCAGCUGACCUGUUCAUUGAUUGUGUAUCAACAUUUGAAUCGUAUGAACUUGUUGAUUUUGGUACAAUAAUCCAGUACUGCGUCCUGGCAUGUGCUCUAGCACUUGAGCGGCAUGCUUUACAAGCCGCUCUUCGCAGACAGGGGGCAGCUGUGCAAGCACUACGCUCACGAUUCCCAGAAUUAAGAGAGCUUGUAGAGUCUCUUCAUGAAUGUAGAUAUGCCGACUUCAUGAAGAGUCUAGCUUGGGUGGAGACUCAGAUCUGUGUGGAUCCAGUAUUCCGUCCUCACUACCAGCAUUACGUACGUGAAGCACGCAUCAAGGCCUAUGUACAACUUCUGCGCGCCUACCGCUCCCUCAGUUUAGACAAUAUAGCUGAUACAUUUGGUGUUACCAGAGAGUUUGUUGAAGAGGAGAUAUCUACUUUCACAGCAGCUGGUCGUCUCCAAUGUCGUAUAGAUGCAGUGGCUGGGUGUGUCGUGACGGGUGCUGGGCGUGGUGCUGACGCUGAUCGUUCCCAGCUGUACCAAGCUACAAUCCGAGAGGGUGACCUUCUACUAAACCGGGUCAAGAAACUAGCCAGCGUCAUUAACUUCUGAGUCAUUACUAUACUCAUAUAGUUUAUGCGCUUUGUCCAUUUAAGUUAUUUUAAAACACAGUUCUUUGUGAUGUGAUUUUGGAGUACAUCUGGAAGUCGUUCUUGAUCACUAUUUGGGUUACUUCGAUACUUUAAGAAAUUUUCGUCUUUAUGGAAACCAUAUUUUGUAUUGAUAUUCUACUUCACUAAUUGACAUGUCUUGUCAAGGCUUUAUUAGUUCAUAUUAAAUUUUUUUAAACAAUUCGACUCGACUGCAAUCAACAGACAGUAUGUUUACAUUUCUAAUUUACAAAAAACAAUGUUACUUUUUUUAAACAAAUUUAAUGAAAGUUCUUUUCCGUCACGUGUCCUAGUAUUAAAAAUAAGUUCUUAUAUACGAAAUAAAUAUAAAAAUAAA
Danaus plexippus (monarch butterfly) is the source of this 1694-nucleotide messenger RNA. It is a transcript of the gene Rpn7, whose product is annotated as 26S proteasome non-ATPase regulatory subunit 6. Gene Ontology annotation, cellular component: proteasome regulatory particle. The transcript is spliced from 6 exons. NCBI's taxonomy places the organism in Eukaryota, Metazoa, Arthropoda, Insecta, Lepidoptera, Nymphalidae. The coding region runs from base 150 to 1298 and encodes 382 amino acids. The record is from RefSeq and is a predicted model, not a curated record. Gene Ontology annotation, biological process: proteasome-mediated ubiquitin-dependent protein catabolic process.